This is a messenger RNA of Linum tenue, 222 nucleotides long. NCBI's taxonomy places the organism in Eukaryota, Viridiplantae, Streptophyta, Magnoliopsida, Malpighiales, Linaceae. The record is from the annotation of a GenBank genome assembly.
AUGGCCUCCUCACCAUCGACGAGAUUAGCUAGCUCCUCGACCAAAUCAGAUCUUCCUUUCGCUUCACCAGCGACGAGCUCGAGUCCUCCGUCGGCAAGCCCACCCUCGACUUCGACGAGUUCCUCACCUUCUACCGCUCCAUCGAGGACGACGAAGGCGACGAGGAGUCUAGGGCGGUGGUGGAGAAGGAUUUGGAGGAGGCGAUCAAAGUGUUCGACAUAA